Messenger RNA from Penicillium egyptiacum, 432 nucleotides. NCBI's taxonomy places the organism in Eukaryota, Fungi, Ascomycota, Eurotiomycetes, Eurotiales, Aspergillaceae. The record is from the annotation of a GenBank genome assembly.
AUGCUUUCGGACGUGAUCAACGUGACUGGACCUAAGAUUAUGACGAUCGCGAUCCUGCAGAGUCUCGGACAAUUGCUCGGUAGGACCGUCGAUGAUCGCGAUUAUGCACACACUAAGCGGCCCAAGCUGGUUGAUGAUGUUUUGAUCAUGCCCGGAGUCUCAUUCGCUGCUCUUCAAAACGGAAACCAGACAGAUCUAGGCGAGGCUCUUGUGUCGCAUCAUUAUGAGGGCUCGUGGAAGAAGGAGGACGCAGAAGCGAAGGAGCGGAAAAAUAGAAGGAAGAACAAGAACAGCAGCAAGGAUCAUGAUAACCACCAACACCUGCUGCCGCCUAAUGAGAAGUACGAUAAUGAGCGAAGGGCAGCGGGUUGCCUUGCUUGUCUUGUUCCUUUCUUUUUUUACUCACCCUCCCGGGAUGUCAUUUCUCUCUAG